AAUACCGGCGACCAUAAAACUGCUGUACAGUGGUGCGUUGCUCCGAAGCUGACAAAGAACUCUCGAUAUACGCCGGAGGCUUCUGGAUUGAUCGGUCGUUCAGUUAACUACAGAAUGGAAGGAACUGUAUUCUCCCCAGCAUUGGAAGGAAUGAAGCAUGUUAAGUCGGAAGAUGGGGUGAUGCUCACAAAACCAUUCUUGGAUUUAUGCAAGUUCAUACUUCCAGUUAUAGAUAAAUUUGGAGCCGCCAUGGCACUUGUCAAAUCCGAUGUUGGAGGCAAUAUAACUAGAUUGGAGAACAAGUACACCUCCGACCCUACCAAAUACGAGCAUCUAUACAGCAUGGUACAAGAAGAAGUUGAUGCUAAGACGGCAAAAGGUUCAUCCAGUUGCACCAACGGUCUUUUGUGGCUAACAAGGGCUAUGGAUUUCUUGUUGGAGUUGUUCCGUAAUUUGCUCCAUCAUCAAGAUUGGCCAAUGUCUCAAGCUUGUAGUGAUUCCUAUGGAAAGACUCUGAAAAAGUGGCACGGUUGGCUAGCCAGCUCAACCUUUACGGUUGCUAUGAAGCUCGCUCCUGAUAGGAAAAAGUUCUUGGAAGUCGUAAGUGGCACCGGUGACAUCUAUUCUGAUAUUGAAAGUUUCUGCACAAAAUUUUCGCCACUCCUUGAGGAGAACCACAAGUUCUUGGCUAGCGUUGGCAUGGACGAUCUCAAGGCAUCUUAGAUUGUACCCCACACCUUCACACACAUGGCUAUAUGUAGCCGUAUGAAUUACCUUGCUUAUCCUUUUAAACUACAAUUUUAAGUUCAUUUUCCCCUACAUGCUUUGCUUCUAUUAUAUAUACAUGAAAUCCCUUGAUUGUGUGUCAUA
Andrographis paniculata is the source of this 870-nucleotide messenger RNA. Its product is annotated as glycolipid transfer protein 1. Bases 115 to 723 code for a protein of 202 amino acids. The transcript has 7 exons. Gene Ontology annotation, molecular function: ceramide 1-phosphate transfer activity; ceramide 1-phosphate binding. Lineage: Eukaryota; Viridiplantae; Streptophyta; Magnoliopsida; Lamiales; Acanthaceae. The record is from RefSeq and is a predicted model, not a curated record. Gene Ontology annotation, cellular component: cytosol; cytoplasm; membrane. Gene Ontology annotation, biological process: intermembrane lipid transfer; ceramide transport.